Molecule: messenger RNA, 3244 nt
Organism: Sesamum indicum (sesame)
Lineage: Eukaryota; Viridiplantae; Streptophyta; Magnoliopsida; Lamiales; Pedaliaceae
Source: RefSeq, a predicted model, not a curated record
UUUAUGCAAUUUUUGGUGUUUGGUUAUGUUGUUUUGUUGGAGAUUAUGUGCGUGGUUUUGUUAGCAUUAAUCGGUAUAAAAUGUACGUUGUACUUUUUAUUUUCCUUGCAGUGCUUUGAGCUUUGCUUUGAAUGUUUGCGAUGUUUGUAAUAGAUCUGUGAAGCUGAGGCUGAGUUUCAAAUUUUAGUUUUAUUCUUUGUGUUAUUUGUAUGGUUUGAAGACCUCCUGUUGUAAUGUGUAGCUUCUGUGAUGUCUGUUUACUGUCAUUUUGGUAUAUUGUGCUGAUGCAGUGGUGGAAAAGGCAGUAUGUCGGAGAAAAUGAAGUUAUAUUUGUAGCUUCAAAAUAUUUGAAUGCUGUGACUGAAUUAAGCUCCAGGAAAAUGGAAUAAAUGAAGAACCUAUUGAAACUUUAAUAGAAAAAUAUUUCUUCAGUUACUUGAUAUGAAAUAAUGUAUCAGAAUUGUUAAUGUAUACCGAGAAAUGAACACAUAGAAUUUUUGGUAGACAAGCGAAAAUGAUUGGUUUGUUGAGUUUGGCUUUUGCGUUUCUUGUUAAGAAUCUUAUUUUGAUAAUAACUUGAAUUUAAGUUUAUGGGUCAGGCAGUAGGAAGUUUUUUAUUCCCAGAGCAUUUCAUGUUAUUGCCGGAUCAAGCGGCAGCUGUUGGAAAAUAUGGUACAGCAACUCAUUGCAGCUUUGCUCCCCUGCAAUUGACGAAAGAUUUCAAUUUCCGUCACUUGAACUCUGUCAAAAUCCCCUGAAGUCUUAAACAAAAAUGUUGACUUUGACUGAUGAAUUUUAUAAUUUGUCAUUUUUUUUUCCAUUUUGCUUCAUUCACAUCGUGAUUGAAGCUCAAUGCAUUCGGUUUAACAAAGUUCUACUUGGCUUUCCUUCACUAUCGAGUGCAAACUGCUGUUUUGCAUAGUAAUACAGCCAAAAAAACUCAGAAUCAAGAGGACCAAGAAAAGAAAAGAGGAAAAUAAUGUUAUGGUAGUGUUUUCAUGAAGUAUGGAUAAGUGGUUUUUUUAGGACUAUGCAUAUAAUGGGAAUGGCAAGUCAGUGACUUGAUCUUAGUGUAUUGCGUGACUUGCAGGUAUUGCAGUUAGUCCAAGCUGUGGGCAUUGCUUUCUACUUGUUUAAAAAUCUAGAAUCAUCUUGGAGAUAACAAUGCAAGAUUUCUAGUUUCCAGUGUAAUAGUACAUUGGAUGGCAAUCUCAACAAUUAUGAAGGCAUGCUAGUUUGGUUCAACAACCUGUUAUCCCAUGAAGCAUGCAGUCAUGAAUGACGAGAAUAGAACAUCUAACUUCACCGAGCCCACUGUGCGAAUUACACGAGCACGGGCAAAGGUCUUACGCCCAUCAAAUGGAUUGCCACCAUUAUAUCCAUCAGCAAAACAGGAUGACAGACGGGUCCUGCGAGCAAACUCCAAAAGAGCAGCAUCAGAUAAUAACAAAACUGCAGCGAGUUCAGCUGCUUGUCCUCAGCAUAAGAGAAGGGCUGUUCUUAAAGAUGUAACUAAUAUCACAUGUCAGAGUUUGUACAUAAACUGCACGAAUGCAGCCGCAUGUCAGCCUAGCAAGCAGGAUAGAAAAGGCUCCUUACAGAAAAAGGGAAAGGCGGAACCUCGUUGUGUUGCUAAAAAUACUAAGGUUUCAGGGUAUAGAAGUGAAAGCAUAAUGGACGAAAGGAACAAAGUAAGGGUGAAGGAAACACAAGAAAUUAGUUCCACAACAAGCUCGGCAAUUGAACCAACUGAAUUUAUUAACGGAAAAAUAUCGGGUGAAGCAGGUCUGAUUCCUCUGAUGUCAGAUUCCAGUACACACAUUCCCCUGAUAAGUGCAUCUGAUAGAGCUGAUCAUGCAGAAGAUGGCAAGCUCUGUGUGAAACAGGAAAACUUGGAUGACCGGGGCAUAACUGAUAUAGAUUCGAAACACAAGGAUCCACAGAUGUGUAGCCUGUAUGCAGCUGAUAUAUAUUCUAACUUAUACUCAAGACAGGUUGACCGCAGGCCUUUUGCUAAUUAUAUGGAAAAACUGCAGCGAGACAUCACCCAGGGUAUGCGGGGUAUUCUGAUUGAUUGGCUUGUGGAGGUUUCUGAAGAAUAUAGGCUGGUCCCUGAUACACUAUACCUUACUGUAAAUCUUAUAGAUAGAUUCCUAUCUGAGAAUUACAUUGAGAAGCAAAAGUUGCAACUUCUUGGAGUAACCUGCAUGCUAAUUGCGUCGAAGUACGAAGAAAUUUGUGCACCUCGUGUGGAAGAAUUUUGCUUUAUCACAGACAAUACCUACACAAAAGAAGAGGUGGUGAAAAUGGAAAGUCGCGUUCUGAACUUUUUGGGUUUUCAAUUGUCUGUUCCCACCACAAAGAAGUUCCUCAGGAGGUUCAUUCAAGCAGCACAAGUUUCUUAUAAGGUUCCGUCUGUUGAGCUGGAAUUCUUGGCGAACUAUUUAGCAGAACUAACUCUAAUUGACUACAGUUUCCUGAAGUUUCUUCCUUCCCUAAUUGCUGCUUCUGCUGUAUUUUUAGCCAGAUGGACACUUGAUCAGUCCGAACAUCCAUGGAAUCCAACUCUGGAGCACUAUACAAGGUACAAGACUUCAGAGCUGAAAACUGCAGUUCGAGAAUUGCAAGACUUACAGCUGAACACAAGCGGGUGCAUGCUCAAUGCCGUUCGUGAAAAGUACAGGCAACCCAAGUUCAAGUGCGUUUCAACUCUCAGCUCACCAAAGCCUGUCCAAUCACUGUUCUGAACAUAACAGACACUCUCACUGAAUGAUCAUAUAUUUAUUUACAGCUACAAGUUACAACUGACUUUGUUGAACCCUGAAGGCACUACUGGUAGAUAACUGGACAUAACGCACGCCGUCCUCAUUCUUUAUCCAUACAUCUUGCAACCCCACACCACUGUCAGACUGUUGUAAUCAGUUCUGGUGUUCCCAGACUGUUUUUGUAACGGGAAAUUGUAAAGGCAAGAAUGAUAUGAGAUAGUUAUAAAAACAUAAAAUGCGUUUUGAGCAUUUAUUUGCUAGAAAGUAUAUGAAUUGUGUUGAGUUGGUUGACAGCAGCUAACUACUUGCUGGCUGGUAGGUUUCUAGGAUCUAGCUAUUUUAAAGUUCUACCUAUUUAACUUGCCAUUCUAUCAGUGAAGAUAAUUUAUAUAUGACAUUUGAUUCUUGAAUACACAUUCUCCUAGUUCAAUAUGUAGAACUUUGUGCAAAUGUACGUUCUCAUUCAUGCAAAUGCUUGU